GAAAACAAAUUUCCACAAGCGACUUCUAACCAACAUUAAUCAUCAUCAACAUACACGCAACAAUUUAAUCCUACUAUUUUUAUCACCAUGCCAACAGUUCUUAUCAUCGGCGCCGGACCGCGAGUUGGCCUCGCCUGCGCCGAGAUCUUCACCAACGCCAACUUCCAAGUCGCGACCGCAUCACGAACCCAAAGGCUCGAUCCCAAGUAUCGGCACUACCCCGUAGACGUAUCGAAGCCCGGAACCCUGGCGGCUCUCUUCGAGCAAGUGUCUUCGGACAUAGGCAUACCCAGCGUCGUCAUCUUCAACGCCGCGAUGAACCAAGCGACACCGCCGGAUAACCCAUUCGCAAACGACCUGGACACCGUCCACGAGAUCAUGGACGUGAAUGCCGUGAGCGUGUACGUUGCGGCGAAGGAGGCCGUCAAGGGCUUUGAGAAGCUUGGCGCGGAGGGACUCGGCCCCGCGGGCGGGACGUUCAUCUUUACCGGAAACGGGCUAAACCAUACCGCGUCGCCGUCGCUCAUGGCCUUCGGUAUGGCCAAGAGCGCAGCAUCACACUUGAUCCAACAUCUUGCGCUUGUUGCGUAUCUCGAUAAGCCGUACAAGUUUUACUACGCCGAUGAGAGACACGAGGAUGGAGUCCCGAUGUGGUUCGACCUCAACGGGGACGCGCACGCAGACGCCUACUACGAGUUGGCGGCGGACCCCAAGCAGAGGGCGUGGUACUACACCUUCGUCAGGGGGAAGGGGUAUGCUCAGUUUCCGCGUGUGGAGACAAGUUUCCCGCCUUCUUCUUAA
Messenger RNA from Hypoxylon fragiforme, 801 nucleotides. Its product is annotated as NAD(P)-binding protein. The record is from RefSeq and is a predicted model, not a curated record. Bases 88 to 801 code for a protein of 237 amino acids. The transcript is spliced from 4 exons. NCBI's taxonomy places the organism in Eukaryota, Fungi, Ascomycota, Sordariomycetes, Xylariales, Hypoxylaceae.